AGGUUCUCUCCCGUCGGCUACAAACGAAACGGAGACAAGAUUCUACCUCUUCAAUUUCACGUCUCUUUCUUUUCUUCCCUUUCAUACGCCCCACGAAGACGAGGAAAAAGGAAAGAAAGAGAGAGAAACAAAUCACCCCUUUUCUUUCCUUCUCUUCAAUCCUUCAACCCUUCAAUCAACACCAAAAUAUUUGUUGGGUGUCUCAAAAAAUCCAACCUUUGAUGGAUUUUGAUGAUCUGAAGGCUUAAUUCUACGAACCCUUUGGUGGGUCUCUGCUAUCUUAAUCAUUCACAAGUCGAAACAAUCAGUUUGGAAUGGACUAUCAAUGCUUGCAUGGUCGAAAUUGAAUGAUGUCCACAGACCAAAAGGGUGCAAAUGCUUUCACCCGAUUCAAAUUGCCAUGGCGAGCAGAAUCACCACUAACCACUGGAUUGCUUAAUGACUCCGUUCCUGAGAUAGAACUGUCCUCGUACCAAAGGCUACCGAGUUCUGGUAGUGAGAGCCCUUCUGGACUUCUCAAUGGUGAAAGCUUGAAGGUAGAGGCAAUUGCAGAUUUAGAUCUAUUCUUUGAAAGGUUGUAUAGUUAUUACUGUGAAAAGGGGCUUUGGUGCAUUAUCAUCAAGUGGAUAGUCGAGCUCUUGAGUCUUGGUUUCACGAUAUGUUUUUCCGGGUUUUUCUUAUUAUUUGUUGAUUGGCAUGGUCUGCGCAAUGCGAAGUGUGGGAUAGAUGCAGUUGAGUCAGGAAUAAAGCCUUGUGAUCUGGCUAAGGAAGCUCUUGACCGACACCCUUUAACUCCUUUUACAUUUUCCAAAGCUAUCAUUGUUGGGUAUCUGGGAAUAUUUUCUAUUUAUUGGGUCUUUUGCUUCUUGAGGUUUUUUGCGCAGUUGAAAGAUACAUUGGAGACCCGUCACUUCUAUUAUAAUUGUCUUAAUGUUACAGACCGUGAAAUUCAGACUACUCCAUGGGCAGUGAUUCUAGAAAAGGUGGUUCAGAUACAAAGAUCGCAGCAACUAUGUGUGGUGAAGGAUCUUUCAGCACAUGAUGUUGUUAUGCGGAUAAUGCGCAAGGAUAACUACUUGAUUGGGAUGCUCAACAAAGGGGUGCUCGCCUUCCCGAUUCCUCAGUGGGUUCCAGGAGCUGGUCCUGCUGUCAACUCUAGAGCACACGGGCGAAAACAUCAUCUGAUACUUACAAAAACUCUAGAAUGGACAUUAAAUUGGUGCAUAUUGCAGAGCAUGUUUGACAGAAAUUUUUGUGUUAGGAGGGACUUCAUCAGCAAUCCUACUGCCUUAAAGAAGAGACUAAUGGCAGUUGGGCUUGGGAUGCUUCUCAUUUCUCCAUUUCUUGUUAUUUUUAUGCUGGUGUAUCUCUUCUUGAGGCAUGCUGAACAAUUUUAUAAUCAUCCGAGCACAGCUUCAUCUCGGAGGUGGUCUAACUUAUCAAAGUGGAUUUUUCGAGAAUUCAAUGAGGUCGAUCAUCUGUUCAGACACCGGAUUGACAGUAGUGUUGUACAUGCUGCUGAAUAUCUAAAGCAAUUCCCCUCUCCUAUUGUUACCCUAAUUGCCAAAUUCAUUUCUUUUGUUUCUGGUGGCUUCGCUGCUAUUCUGAUCAUCAUUGCAUUCCUGGAAGAGUCUCUGCUAGAGGGUCAUAUAUUUGGUCGCAACCUCUUUUGGUAUGCUGCGGUUUUUGGGACUGUGACAGCUAUCAGUAGGGCUGCUGUGGCCAAUGAGUUUCAGGUCCUUGAUCCAGAAGGGGCAAUGUCUCUCGUUGUCCAGCAUACGCAUUAUGUGCCAAAGCGAUGGCGUGGUAAAGAAAAUACUGAUUCAGUCCGUACAGAGUUUGAAACCUUAUUUCAGUACACUGGCAUGAUGUUAUUGGAGGAGAUGGCCUCAAUUUUCCUUACACCAUAUUUACUUCUAUUCAUUGUACCAAAGCACGUCGAUAAUAUUUUGCAGUUCGUUUCAGAUUUUACAGUGGGUGUUGAUGGUGUUGGUGAUGUUUGCAGCUUAAGUACCUUUGACUUUGAAAGCCAUGGAAAUAGCAACUAUGGCUCACCAUACAAUAGUGCACGUGUCCAAAGGAGUUCUCAAGGGAAAAUGGAGAAAUCAUUCUUAAGCUUCCAGAGCAGCUAUCCUACAUGGGAACCAAAUGCACAGGGCAAGCAAUUCAUAUCAACUCUCCGAAAUUUCCGAGAGCGGCAGAUGCAACACCAUGAAACCCAACAUGCAUAUUCGCCAACCAGGACAUGGACGCUGAACCCCAAUUCAAGGGGCUACACCGAAACACACGGCUUUUUGUCAAGGGACGUACACUACAAUGUGGGGCCCAUUCCUAGAAUGGGCUAUCAAUUGGGUUCUCUAUGGUCGAUCAACGCUGAUCAGAAGACCCACCCAUAUCUGCUCGAUUGGUAUUACAUGUCCCACCCAUCUUUUCCAGCAUAUGAUCCAAGGGGCAUCCCAACAAUACCCACUGAGGCAGCCGACCUGCAAACCACCGAUGUCCGGAUGCCGUAUGAGAAUACGGAAGUCAAACCGAGAUGUGAGGAAAACUGGAGUUUUCCAUUGGAGGAUCGGAUGAAUAGUCAUUUUCAGGCGUCUACGUCAAGCCCUUUCGUCCAGGACAGCAUGCUUCAACAUCAUGAUUCAGGCCAUGUAGGAUUCUCCACUGAGAGCCGUUGGUGGGCCCGAAGUGGCCCGAAGUUGACUGGUGGGCCACAGGCCAGUUUUCUUGAGCCACCCAUUUUUGACCGCCAUGAUUCGAAUCAUGAUCAUGACAACUACUCCGAUGGAAGCAGAGAGGAGCAAGAGGGAGGCAUGGAGUGGAGGAAUCCUCACCGGUUUUCUUUCAUGGAUGACGGUGAGAAAGAUUACGAAGGCUUUAAUCUGCCGUUCAAUGACAUCUACAGUGGGCCAUUAGAGAGCACUAGAACGGAGCCUGCAACAGAAGGUUAUAAAUAGCAUCUGGCUACGUUCUUUCUGAUCUUUCUAUGAGGCUAUCUCCAUUGGGAUUAUGCUUGCAUGGCUCACCACAGAUGGGCAGAAAUGCAUGACUUUCCAAGGUGGGUGUUCUUGUUUUUCAUUUUACAGGUAAGGAAUUGUAGGGUGUUGAUGCAUCACAGUGUACAGUGUCCUGAUGGGUCCAUGGAUCACUAACCUGAUGGGCCCUACUAUUGAUGGCAUGCUUCAAAAGGUCUCCCUGGAUUGAAGAUAAGUAAUCCUGGAUUAAUGGCCAAUGAAAAGACCUAAGAAAAUAAUUUUAAAAAAAAGCUGAGUAUCCGGUGGCCGACAGCUUCCUGUCAUGAAGGUUUUUUGGGGGGAUCUUCUAUCAUCAGUGGGACCCAUUGUGUGAAUGAUCUGGACAUCCAACCGUGGACCCCACUUGUACAGACUGAAUGCAUGAGGUGACCACCAUCCCGAUGCAUCUUUUGCCCUCUGAUUCCUCUUUAUGGGCGACACAAAUAUGGGGUAUUCUUUUGUACAAAAUUGCCAUUUAUAAGGGACGCUAUCGAUGCGAAAUUUUAGAUGAAGAUAGUGGCUGAUGCCAUGGAUUCCAGUUUUAAUGUUAUGACUGCCAAACAUGUCCCUCAUGGCCCCCCAUUAAUUGCAAAUCAUUGCUUGUAACUGUC
This is a messenger RNA of Magnolia sinica, 3625 nucleotides long. RefSeq names its product autophagy-related protein 9-like. The transcript is spliced from 11 exons. Gene Ontology annotation, biological process: autophagy of mitochondrion; protein localization to phagophore assembly site. Lineage: Eukaryota; Viridiplantae; Streptophyta; Magnoliopsida; Magnoliales; Magnoliaceae. The record is from RefSeq and is a predicted model, not a curated record. Bases 348 to 2957 code for a protein of 869 amino acids. Gene Ontology annotation, cellular component: phagophore assembly site; autophagosome.